CUCCAGCGGCCGGGCGUUGGGUGCUGCGGGCGGUCGGGGGCCCCCGGACAGCGGCUCCGGUGAGCCGGGGAGCGCGGAGCAGCAGCGGGGCCGGCGCCGAGUCAGGAGCCAACCGAAGUGGAACUGAAAACGAUCCCCUCUGUACCUAAGGUGAACGUAAUCGAACUCCGAGGGCACCCAGGGGUGGGGCGGGUCCAGUCCUGGAGAAUCCCAGGCAGAGCAGGGCGAGGAAAGGCAGACCGGGACCUCCAGCUCCCCAGGACAGCGCUCGCCUCCAGACUUUCUUCCACAAGCCCGUCGCUCGGCCUUUUCUGUUUUGCAGAAGAUGACUUUGAACACGCAGCAAGGGGGCAAGGGCCCUGUGUGCAGACGGGCCAGCACCCCGGUCCCCCUCUCCCACCAGGCCAGGCCAGGGAUGCGUGAGCUGAGGCCUAACCCCAGUGAGUCCCAUCACCCUCCGCUUGGCUACUCCUCAUCCUUCGAGCCUGGAGACAAAGCUCCCGUCAUGCCGCGCAGCAGCUGGUCAUCGGACUCAGCCGACUCCGACAGCUCCUGGGAAUCCUUGUAUCGGGUGUUGCUGCUGGGCGACCCUGGUGUGGGCAAGACCAGCUUGGUGAACCUCUUUGCCGGGAUCCAAGAGCGGGACCUGCCGGAACAGCCAGGAGAGGACGCCUACGAACGCACCCUGUCGGUGGAUGGGGAGGAGACCACGCUGCUGGUGAUGGACACCUGGGAAACAGAGAGGCGGCCCCAGGAGGAGGAGAACCGGUUCCGCAAUCACUGCAUGCAGGUGGGGAAUGCCUAUGUCAUUGUCUACUCCGUCACCGACAGGGUGAGUUUCGAGAGCGCCUCUGAGCUGAGAAUCCAGCUGCGCCGGACCCGGCAAGCAGAGAACAUCCCCAUCAUCCUCGUGGGGAACAAGACGGACCUGGUGCGGUGCCGAGAGGUCUCGGUGGAAGAGGGCCGGGCCUGCGCCGUGGUCUUCGAUUGCAAGUUCAUCGAGACGUCUGCCACCCUCCAGCACAACGUGACGGAGCUCUUUGAGGGGGUGGUGCGCCAGAUCCGCCUGCGCCGGGACAGCAAGGAGGCCAACGAGAGGCGCAAGUCCAUCUACAAGCGCAAAGAGAGCCUCACCAAGAAGGCCCGGCGCUUCCUGGACAGACUGGUCGCCAGGAACAACAAGAAGGUGGCUCUGAAAGUUCGCUCCAAGUCUUGCCAUGACCUGUCCGUGCUCUGAGACCUGUCACAAACCAGGACACUUCCUUCUCAUGCGUAAAGGGAUGGCCUAUUGUACCUCCCAAGUGGCUUUCUGCCAUGUACAUAGGGGUUUGUAAACUUUCUUCUCGGUUGGUGGCAUGUGGACAGGACCUUUCAGGGGAGAGACGAGACCCAUCUGGAGCAAUAACCUGGGAGACGGCGCCAACUUCCUAACCAGAGCCUCAGAACCAAAGUGACACCAGCAACCCGUGGGGAAGGACUCCUUGCAUGGACUGAAUGUCCUAAUCCCCGAUAGCGCCUCCUGGAG
Molecule: messenger RNA, 1525 nt
Organism: Trachemys scripta elegans
Lineage: Eukaryota; Metazoa; Chordata; Testudines; Emydidae
Gene: REM1
Product: RRAD and GEM like GTPase 1
Exons: 5
Coding region: 326-1237 (303 amino acids)
Biological process (GO): negative regulation of high voltage-gated calcium channel activity
Cellular component (GO): plasma membrane
Molecular function (GO): calcium channel regulator activity; GTPase activity; GTP binding
Source: RefSeq, a predicted model, not a curated record